This is a messenger RNA of Brassica rapa (field mustard), 4165 nucleotides long. Its product is annotated as regulatory protein NPR2. Lineage: Eukaryota; Viridiplantae; Streptophyta; Magnoliopsida; Brassicales; Brassicaceae. Gene Ontology annotation, cellular component: cytoplasm; nucleus. The record is from RefSeq and is a predicted model, not a curated record. Gene Ontology annotation, molecular function: protein binding. Gene Ontology annotation, biological process: systemic acquired resistance, salicylic acid mediated signaling pathway; regulation of salicylic acid mediated signaling pathway; defense response to bacterium.
CUAACUGCAUCACCUGAGCCGUCCUAUGAAGAUCCACGUCUGGCCAGAUUUACUUGCACCAUGUUGAGAUUCCUUGCAAGCUUUUUUCCUCUGUAGUCUGCAUAAUUGUUGAAUAAACCGCUUCCUCCGGGACUUGAAAUGCUAAAUCAUUUUCGAAGAAAUUAACGAGAUGCUCUACAGAGACCGUUUUGUUUUGUUUUGUUUUGGUUAAAUAAAUACGAUUCAUUCGGUCACUACUUAUUGACGCCUUAAAACAGUUACACUGUACACAUUCUUUGUUUCUUUCCCUCGGAUCUCGACUUUAUUUUUCAAUUCUCUUUUGAUGGCCACCAUCGCUAGACUCUCCGGUUCUUAUGAAAUCACCAACGGAUACAGCUUCAUCGCCGAGUCCUCUAUCGACAACCCCGCGGCGGAGUUUCUAACAUCGCCGGAAGUUUCGGCGCUGCAGCUCCUCUCCACCUGCCUAGAAUCAGUCUUCGACUCGCCGGAAACUUUCUACAGCGACGCCAAGCUAGUUCUCUCCGACGGCCGCGAGAUAUCCUUCCACCGCUGCGUUCUCUCGGCGAGGAUACCCGUCUUCAAGAACGCGCUAGCAGCCGCCGUGAAGGAUCGAAAACCCGCCGCCGUCGUCAAGCUCGACCUCAAGGAGAUCGCGAGAGACCACGACGUGGGAUUCGACUCGGUGGCGAUGGUUUUGGCGUACGUAUACAGCGGCAGAGUGAGGCCGCCGAGGAAAGGAGCUUCUGAUUGCGUUGACGAUGGUUGCUGCCACGUGGCGUGCCGUCCAGCUGUUGAGUUCUUGAUGGAGCUUCUCUACUUGGCUUACGUCUUCGAGAUACCCGAGUUAGUUUCUCUGUACGAGAGGCAGUUCUUGAAUAUUAUAGACAAGAUUGUUAUAGAAGACAUCUUGGUGAUAUUCAAGCUCGCUAACAUCUGUGGUGAGACAUACAAGAAGCUUUUAGUUACAUGCUUAGAGAUUAUCGCCAAGUCUGAUAUAGAGAUCGUUACUCUCGACAAGUCUUUACCCCAAGACAUCGUCAAACGAGUCACCGACAUCCGCAACGAGCUCGGUCUCGAGCCGCCCGAGCCGGAUAAACAUGUCAUGAACAUAUACAAGGCCCUUGACUCCGACGAUGUUGAGCUUGUCAAGAUGCUUUUGACAGAAGGACACACGAGUCUAGACGACGCCUACGCUCUUCAUUACGCUGUUGCACAUUCCGAUGUGAAAACGGCCUCUGAUCUCAUAGACCUUGAGCUCGCGGACGUGGAUCAUAGAAACAUGAGGGGGUACACGGCGCUUCACGUUGCUGCGAUGAGGAACGAGCCGAAGCUGAUGGUUUAUUUAUUGACUAAAGGUGCGAAUGCGUCGGAGACAACGUUUGACGGUAGAACGGCUCUUGUGAUUGCGAAAAGGCUCACUAAAGCUUCUGAGUAUAAUGCUAGUACGGAGCAAGGGAAGCCUUCUUUGAAAGGAGGGCUAUGCAUAGAGGUACUAGAGCAUGCACGUAAACUAGGUAGGUUGCCUAGAGAUGGUUUACCUUCUCUUCCAGCUACUCCUGAUGAACUGAGGAUGAGGUUGCUCUAUCUUGAAAACAGAGUUGCACUGGCUCGAAUCCUAUUUCCAGUGGAAGCUCAAGUGGUAAUGGAUAUCGUCAAACUGGAGGGAACAAGCGAGUUUACAGCUUCUAGUCUCGACCCUGAUCAACAAAGUUGUGCGAAGAGGACAUCACUGGACUUAAACAUAGCACCUUUCGUAAUCCGAGAGGAGCAUUUGUGUAGACUAAUAGCGCUUACUAACACCGUGAAGCUAGGGAAACGGUAUUUCCCACGCUGCUCUCUCGAUCACUUUAUGGACACCGAGGACUUGAAUCAUCUGGCUUGUCUAGAAGAGGACACACCUGAGAAACGGCUACAGAAGAGGCAAAGGUACAUGGAACUACAAGAGACUGUGAUGAAGACCUUUAGUGAGGAGAAGGAUGACUCUGGAAAGUCUUCCAAAACAGGAUCAGUGAGGUCCAAUGGUAAGCUCUCUCACCGGCGCCUAAGGGUGGACAAAAGAGAUUUAGAGAAAAGAAUUUGCAGGAACAGGAAGGGGGAUUCAAGAAUAGAAAAGCAUGUCACAUUUGAAGCCGGCAACUAAAAUUAUGGUAAGUUUUGCCCACCCCAAGGUCUUUUGUAAGACUCUUCGGGUAAGUUUUGUUGUAUAUAUGUUUUCAUAUAUGUAUUAUUGUCUGUCUUUCUCAUCUGCGUCAAUAUGAGGUUUGACCUUCACUUUCCAUCCUGUGUAUUAGUGUAUACUUGGUGCAAGCGUAUUUUGAACAAAUGUUGGUCGUUUGUUAACCAGUGAUGUGAUUAUAUGUAUAUUUUCUAUGUUGUUUACGCUAAUACAUGAGACUUGCGCGAUUUAGAUGGAAGAAGCCUUUCAUACAAAGUCCACGAGAAUAGUAUGUUUAGUUAUCAGUCUUUAACAAAACAUACCUGCCGUUCAAAUUUUCAUGAUGUCUUUGUCACGAAUCAAAAUUGUUUAUCUUUAUUGUGACUGCACUACUUUUCACACUAUCAGUAUUGUAUGAGUUCAUUUCUGAUACGACUUUGUAACAGCAGACCAGUUGUUCUAUAUAUGUUCUUGGGUCCAUAUGUCUCUGCCUACUCUUGUCCCGUGGUAACUAUCAUUGUCCACGGACACCAGCCUCUUAGAGGUAUGGUGAUGUUGGAGUACACACAACACACUCAUUCACGUAUGCAUAUAUUUAAAUAAUAUGAAAAUUUUACAAUAUUCUUAUUUAUUAAAUUGAUUAUUUUAGUUAUUAGAUUUAAAAAUAAAUAUUUUGUUAUAAAUAUAACAUUUUCUAUUAUCUUUUAGAUAUUUUUUGAAUAUUUUUAUUUUAUUUGUACGGAUCGAAUCGGAUAUCUAAUUAAAAUCAUAAAAAAAUUAAAAUAUCUGAACAUCUAAUAUUUAGAUUAUUCGUAUGAAGCGAAUUAAAUCAAUUAUUCGGAUGAAACCGAUAACAAACACUUCCAAAACUUUGGAUAUUCUAAUGUGAACAGAAAUAUUUGGGAUAUUCCAUAUUUGCUCAUACGCAACUGUAAAAUAUAUCUACGAAAAUAUCUGUGACCUUGACCAUUGAAACAUCUACAGCCACAUCUCAAAUAUAUACUUAUUAGUUUCUUGCUUUAAACAAACCUCAUGAUAUAACUGAAGACGAUAACAAAGCAUAGAGGGCUCUCUCUCUCCCCUCUCUGUUCUCUCUUUCAUACUUUUCACAGGGAGGAGAUUGAGAUGAGAGUCGGUGUCUUCGCUUGAUGCCGGUUCGUGUACGGCGGUCAGCUUCCCUUCCGUCAGGAUCGUCUCCGACAUCCGUUUGCCUUUCAAGGGAUGGAUUGUGCGGCUUUUGACUCUGGGGCUCAUCCUUUCUCAGGAUGUGGUCGCCGGCUUUUGACUCUGGCGAUCCACCUUCCCCUCCGGUGGUUUCGGCCGGCUUUGCUCCGGGUUAAUCUCGGAUUUGUUUUCUUCUUGCCUGAUCUAUGCUUUUGAGCUUUAAGAUUCAUUCUAUCAUCAAUCUUCUGUGAUUGAGGACAUGCAAUUGAAUCCCGUUUAUAAAGCAUAGAUCUGUCCUUGUCUAGAUCGACAGCGUUAAUAUGGUUUGGUGAUUUUGGGAGGUUCUGUUUCUUGGAGCUUCCUUCACCCUCUUGGUUUCCGGUGGUUUAAGAGCUUCCGGCGAAGAUCUAUUCUGUCGGUGUUGUGCUAAGUUCCUCUCGUCGUUAGUGGUGUCUCUAAUUCCGGGUUCCUGUUUCCGGUGUGUUUCCGGUGGAACAUGCCGAUUAGAGCCUCCGUUGAUGACUUUCCGGACGGCGAAGUUCUGUGGCGGCUUGACCAGCGGGUUCGUGUCCCUCCCACGCUUAGGUUCCAACGCGUGGAUGAGGUCGAGCUGAUCCAUCUCCUUCCCUUCGGGCCUUUGGUGACCGGGCUUUGUUUGGGCCUCGUGGUCCUUAAGUUUGCCCAUUCUUGGGCCUUGUUUUGUUGUUGGUCUAUGGCCUUUCUUCUGGAUUUCUGUUGUAAAUUUGACUUUGUUUAAUAUUAUUCCAGUGGCAAAAAAAAGAUAUAACUGAAGACUUGUUUGUUUUUCUUUGUCACAAUAUAAAAUAAAAUUUGAUCAGUUUGUUC